This is a messenger RNA of Xiphias gladius (swordfish), 3253 nucleotides long. Its product is annotated as very long-chain acyl-CoA synthetase. The record is from RefSeq and is a predicted model, not a curated record. NCBI's taxonomy places the organism in Eukaryota, Metazoa, Chordata, Actinopteri, Istiophoriformes, Xiphiidae. The coding region runs from base 151 to 2007 and encodes 618 amino acids. The transcript has 10 exons. Gene Ontology annotation, molecular function: long-chain fatty acid-CoA ligase activity; long-chain fatty acid transmembrane transporter activity.
GCUCAUUCGCUGUCACUAUGCUGCCAUGAAACAGCAUGAAGAGUGGGCUAUCAACUUGACUGCAGGUUUUCUUAAGUUAUGCGCGACUGCAGCUCGUUUUUUAAAGUGUUGGAGCAGUCCUGAAGUGAGGUGUGGUGUUUUGACAUCAAGAUGAUAACUCUGGUGUUCACCAGCGUUUUAGCGGGACUGCUGGCUCUUGUUCUCUAUCAGAGGAUGACUUAUCCCUUCUUCUGGUUGGAUCUGAUUUAUUACUUGAAACUUUGGCGGUACAGAAAGACGCUGCAGGCUAGUAUGCAACAAGGAAUCAUCACGUACCUCGACUGUUUUCUCUACCAGGCGAGGAAUAACCCGAACAAACCCUUCAUUAUUUUCGAAAACCAGACUCUGACAUACCAGGAUGUGGAAAGCAGAAGUAACCAGUUUGCCAACGCGUUCAGGACGGAGAGCUCUUUGAAAAAAGGAGACAUUGUUGCUCAGUUGAUGUGCAACGAACCGGACUUUAUUUGUGUGUGGUUGGGACUGUGUAAACUGGGCUGUCAAAUCGCCUUUCUCAACGUCAACAUUAAAGCCAAAUCUCUGCUUCACUGCUUUCAAAGUUGCGGGGCCAAGACGCUUGUUGUUGGCGCAGAUUUGGUGCGUUUGGUGGAGGAGGUUCUGCCUGAUAUGAAGAAGGACAACAUCGCUGUGUGGGUGGUGGAUCACACAUCACCCUCUGAGGAUUUCAACAGUUUAUUAGAUAAGGUGGAACACAUGUCUGGAGAAACCUUAAGUGAACUUCCUAAAGUUGACAUCAUGUCAAACUUCCUCUUCAUUUUUACUUCAGGCACUACAGGUCUCUCCAAGGCAGCCCGCAUAGGUCAUCUGAAGGCCAUUGUGAGUAUGGCCUUCUUUCCAAUGUGUGGAGCCACAUCUGAUGACGUCAUCUACAUCACUCUUCCUCUUUACCACAUGUCAGCUUCCCUGUUGGGAAUUGGAGGAUGCAUACGCAUUGGUGCAACUUGUGUGUUAAAAAAGAAGUUUUCUGCCAGUCAGUUUUGGAAGGAUUGUGUGCAACACAAUGUGACUGUGGUGCAAUACAUAGGCGAACUCUGUCGAUACCUGGUCAACCAUCCCGUGGUUCCAGAGGAGAGAGUGCACAGUGUUUGGCUGGCAGCAGGAAGUGGUCUCCGGUCAGAUGUUUGGAAGGAGUUUGUCAAACGCUUUGGUAGGAUCAAGCUGAGAGAGGGUUAUGGUUUGACUGAGGUCAGCAUCGGCUUCCUAAACUACACCGAUGAGGUCGGACCGAUUGGGAGGGCGAGCUAUUUCAACAAGCUUUCGAUGCCAUUUGAGAUCCUUAGAUAUGAUCCACAAACAUACGAGCCAGUCAGAGCAGACUCUGGAAGAUGCAUACGAGCAAAAAUAGGAGAGGCAGGGAUCCUGGUAACUCCUCUGACAGCUAUGAACCAGUUUCUGGGCUAUGCUGGGAACCAGGUCCAGUCUGAGAAGAAGCUGCUCAGGGAUGUGUUUAAAGCUGGGGACAUCUAUUUCAACACUGGAGACCUACUGCUCCACGAUCACAGGGACUUUCUGUAUUUCCUUGACCGCAUUGGAGACACCUUCAGGUGGAAAGGAGAGAAUGUAUCCACUACAGAGGUGUCAGACGUUUUAGGUCUUCUUGAUUUUAUCAAGGAGGCCAAUGUCUAUGGAGUCACCGUUCCAGGAUAUGAAGGUCGAGCAGGUAUGGCUGCUCUUGUCUUAAAACAUGAUCACAACUUAAAUGGAACAAAACUCUACACCCAUUUAGUAAAAACACUUCCUGCAUAUGCCUGGCCACGGUUUCUCAGAAUACAGACCUCUCUGGAUGUGACUGAGACAUUCAAGCAGCAGAAAGUGAAGCUGGUCCAGGAGGGCUUUAAUCUGGAUAUCACCCAGGACCCUCUGUAUUUCUUAGAUGUCUCUCAGAAGGACUAUAUUCUCCUGACUGUAUCUAUAUAUCAAGACAUUGUGUUGGGAAAGAUCAAUUUAUAAACAUCUUAAGACAAGCUUAUUCCAGAGUACUGACAGACAUCUACAGUACAUUUAAUGAUAAACUAAAGAUAAUCCGUGUCAUGGCCACAUUUCCAAUUGUCUUUGCCGAAAAACCCUGAGUUGUGAUCAGUGCAACAGUGAGUGGUUCCCAGCAUUUUUAAUUUGCAAACCCAUAAAAAACAAAGCUCUAUCUACUUGGGACCCCUUCUCACAAUUUGCAUAUGUCAGCGAGUCGUGAGCACUUACACCAACAACUGAAGCUUCUUUCUCAGAUUGUUUUCAAUAAUUUAUAUCAGCCUGAAAGGAAAGGAAAAAUUGUAAAGUACUUCAAAAUAAAAGAAUUAGAUUUUUUUUACUUAGUUAGUAACUGUAAAUUUUAAAAUAUUUACCUCGACUACAAAGAGAAGCAGGCCUUUAUUAGAAACAGGUUCAGACAUGUCACUAUUUCUAAUUUUCCCGUGUUUUGCACAGUAAAUAUAUUUGAUCACAUUUUAGUGUUCCUCCCUGUAUUGUGGUCUAAUCAUAUUUUAGUUUGCUGUUUGCAAAGUCAGCAUUUCCUCUGUGUUUACCCGUUGUCUUGAUAAAUUCAGUACCAUUUAUCAUACCUGCCUUUCCACAGCCCUAAUUCAGUCAGUACAACAAAAACAUAUCAUACCAUUCUACUGCUCUCCCUUUCUCUUUUUAACAGAGAGGCUGUUUUAAUUCACUUAUUAUUUCCACUUGCAUCUGCUUAACUAUUAAUAACUGUUAAUGAAAGUAAGCACUGCAUGUUUUCCACUAAAGAGAAAUGUGCAUGUUGAAAUUCUUACUGAAUUUAUACUUAACAUUUCAUGGACAUUAAGUUUUAACAAGUUAAUAUAUGAUUUUGUACAGUAUGUUUCACAAGCUGUGGGGCCAGAAAUUCAGAGAAAAGGUAGGUGUUUUGAUUAUUGCUCUGGAAAAAAAGCUUUUUUUCACAUUGUGUCACAUGAAAAAUUGCAAGGGACUGAUUCCUAGUCCCUUGGAUGCCAGCCAGGGUCAAAAUUUGGAUCCAUAUUUAUUGUUGUUAAACUUACCUACCGGCUGUCCCUCCUGUUACAUUAAUUGGUCAAGAGUGCAUGAUCCCUUCCUUUCCUUGUUGAGUUUCAUUGACAGUAGCUUUACAGUGCUAAAAAAACAAAACACAACAGAACAAACAAACAAAAAACAACAUAAAACUGUGUGUUAGUGCUGUGGAAAUGGAUAUUAUACUGAAUUUAUCAUGUGA